UGCGAACCGAACGUUCGCAAACGUGUCAUUGCUGUUUCUGGUGUUCACGGAAAGCAGUUAUUGGAGCAUUGUUCUUUGAAUCCCGUGAUCGAUCAUUGCCGAAGGGUCAAGUUCUGGAGUGUUUUGGAUCUUAAUCGGUGAGCGCUUUCUUUCGGCGGUCAUGUCGGUUUCUUUGAGUUAUGCGUCGAAAGGUUGACGGAUCGAGGAUGCGGUGGAUGACAGAUCGCUCAGCUGAGCUUUCCGCCGCAUCGCUCUGCAGAUAUUAUGUACUUUGAGAUAGAAUCCGUCUCAGAUCACUCUCCUACGAGAAUGAACAAAUCUGUUGAAAACUUGUUAAUUUCAAGUCAUGAGGUAAUUAGUAGCAUAAACUCGUCAUCGUUAGGCAGUCAAGAUUCUCCUGGAACACUAGGAAAUGGUAUUCCCUGUGAGAAUGCACAAGAUCAUGGUUCUACGACAGGAACAGAUCGAGGUAGUCCUGGUCUUAGUCCUAAUUUGUCUCCUCGCCCAAGCCCACGAUCUUUUACGAAACGUGAUCUUGCCAAGCAAAAUUCUAGUUCUUACUCGUCUCAUAAAGGGUCAAUAAAUUUAAGCAAAUCAGAGGAUCAGCAAAUUCAGGAAGUCACUAGUCGAUCGUCAGACUCGGCUGAACCUGUUAAACAUUCUGCAAAUGAAGGAAAGAAAGAACCAAGGGAGCGAAGCAAAAAGAAACCUUCGUGGUAUAGUGUUCUCUAUCCAACAUAUAAAUCUCGUUCGGAAGACUUUAAAAAGAUAUUUAAAGAUGUACCAGAUGAUGAGAGACUAGUUGUAGAUUAUUCGUGUGCUCUUCAGCGAGAAAUAUUAGCUCAUGGAAGAUUAUAUGUCACACAAAACUAUGUAUGCUUUUAUGCAAAUAUUUUUACAUGGGAAACAUUAGUGUCAUUACGCUGGAAGGACGUUACGUCAAUCACCAAAGAAAAGACAGCAAUUGUUAUUCCAAAUGCUAUUCUAAUCUCCACCGAAACUGACAAAUUCUUCUUAACAACGUUUGGGGCGAGAGAUAAGACUUAUCUAAUGUUAUUUCGUGUUUGGCAAAAUGCUUUAAUAGGCCAGCCAAUGAGUACAACGGAAAUGUGGCAAUUAGUCCACACCAGUUACGGAGCGGAAUUAGGACUAACAUCAGAUGAUGAAGAUUAUGUCCCACCGACAUCUGCUACCGAAGACGAAAAGUUAUCAACUCGUUUAUCGGUAGAAUCUUUUUCGGAGGCUGAAGCGGUAUCAACUAUGGAUAGUCCAGUACCAGCUGUGACUGAACCUGUAGUUGAACAGAUUGAGGAAACUGCUUGCGAGCAGCCACCACAAUUAGUUCAACAAUCUAGACCUCAAUCAGCUUUAGAUCCAACAGAUUUGAGUGAUACUACUGAGAGUGAAGCAGAAAAACAUGCUUUGAAAGUUGGUCUUCGUGGAGUUCCGACUUGUACGUCAGUCCAUAAAGGUCGACAGCUGCAGAAAGUCACAUUGCCGGUCCACAUUGAUCAGCUGUUCACUCUUCUCUUUACAAGUUCUAAAUUUUUCUUAGACUUUCAUACAGCCCGAAAGACGACUGAUUUGGUACAAUCUGCAUGGGUACAAAAUAAUCAGACAGGGCAGAAAAUGAGAAAUGUUUCUUUAAUCCUGUCUUUAAACCAAUCCAUGGGUCCCAGAACGUCACAGGUUACGGAAACUCAGAUAAUGCUACCGUGUAGCAAACCUGGUGUUCUUUACUGUAUCGAUGUAGAAAGUUUAAAUUCCGGUAUUCCUUAUGCCGAUUCUUUCAGCGUCUUAACGCACUAUUGUAUGCUUAGUACAUCCGAGAAUGAAACAAGUCUAACGAUCUUUGCACAAAUAAAGUAUAGAAAGAGUGUUUGGGCAUUUGUAAGAAGUUUAAUUGAGAAAAACUGCUGGGCGGGAUUAGAUGAGUAUUUCAGUAGUCUAGUGAAGGCUUUGAGCGUGGAAUGCGAAGAAGUGAAUAUCAGCGGUGGAAUAAAAAGGAAAGCCAGAAGAAGAAGACGCGUUACGGCUGCAGGAAUUGCUUUGCAAGCUCACCCUCCGGAGCUUUCGUCGGUAGUUCAUCCGGUGACUGCAGCGGAACUACCUCACAUUCAUAGCAAUCACGUUUCAGAAGUUCGAAACGAUACGAGCAAUGUAUUGAGCUGGGUCUUGUUAGUAGCCGUGUUGUGUUUAACAUUAAUUAAUGGAUUACUUUACUAUAAAUUAUGGGGAUUGGAGGAGGCAGCCGCUUAUACCAUAAUGGACCUACACGUUCUCAAAAAUGCCCCGAAAACGGAGGAGGAUUGGAUUAAUUUGUUGCAGCAACAAGAAAGUCUUCAUAAUGUGGAAAUGAGGAAAUGGCAAAGGGUACUACAUACUGCCUCGCAAUUACUUAGACAGACGGAAGAGUCUCUAACGGAAUUGCAGAUGAGUAUUCACCCCACUGCAUCGGAAAAAAUGUUUUCUGUACUAAAGCCAGGUGUAAAGAAUUCCCGCAGUGAGCAACGCAGUAAUAACCCUGAAAUGUAAUAGCAAUAUAUCCAAUCUUUCCAUCAUAUUCCGUAAGUUCCAAUGUUACGAAAGCAGUAAACACAGAACGCCUUGAAGUUCAUUUAGUAUAUUUGACAUAUGCUGAGAGAAGCUUCUUUCUGAUACAAGUUACGACCUUUCCUAUUCUCGUGGCUAUCACAAAAUACUGGCCAAAAUAUUUAAGAAAACUUGUUACCUUUUUCCUUUUCUGAAUAAUUUAAAUCAUCAAGGAAACUAAAAUUCCCAAAAAGUGCGUUUAUUUUGUAUUUUACUUAAAAUCAUGUAUGUUCCCGGGUUCAAUUUAAACCCGUAGUUAGUAUUAAAUCGAAAUUCAUUUAUCAAUGAAAGUAAAAUUCUACUUAGCAUCAAAUGUUGAAAUUUGAUUAGUACCUCAAUUAAUUACUUAUUUAGGUGCGUUCAUUGUGUUGAUGGACGUAAAAUAUUUUAUUAAUUUCUUGGUACUGACGAGUCAAUAAAUUUCUGUACAUGUAGACAUGCGGAUGUAUAUCUUGUGCUUCCACAAUUAUUAAUCAAUUAUCUUAUUUCGAUUAAUUGUGGAAAUAAAAUAAAAUUCUGUUAUGAAA
Orussus abietinus is the source of this 3119-nucleotide messenger RNA. Its product is annotated as GRAM domain-containing protein 1B. Gene Ontology annotation, biological process: intracellular sterol transport. The transcript is spliced from 13 exons. Gene Ontology annotation, molecular function: sterol binding; sterol transfer activity. NCBI's taxonomy places the organism in Eukaryota, Metazoa, Arthropoda, Insecta, Hymenoptera, Orussidae. Bases 265 to 2535 code for a protein of 756 amino acids. Gene Ontology annotation, cellular component: endoplasmic reticulum-plasma membrane contact site; plasma membrane; endoplasmic reticulum membrane. The record is from RefSeq and is a predicted model, not a curated record.